AUGUCUUCUCCACUUCCGCAAGAUAUUGAACCGCAGACCGCCAUCCAAGAGGCCAGCGAUCUCGCAUCUCACGACCCAGAUAUCGUCAAGAAAUGUUGGGACAAUUUGGGUACGGCAUACCGUAAGGCUUCUAAAGCCGGAGAUACUCUUCCCAGUUUCCCACGUUGGGUGCUCAACAACGUCCCUGACGCAGCAAUUGAGCAAAUGAUGAACGUGGUGUGUGGCAAAGGAGCAAGGAAGAUUGAGUCCUAUGGACCAGGACUUGUGGAAAGGUUCGGUGUGCCCCAAUGGCAGUUUGUCCUUUUCCUUGGUCCUCUACCACAAAACAAGGUCACGCUCUUGAACCGCAUUGGCAAACGACGCGGUCUUACGUUCGAUGGUCUAUUCGAGGAACUUUGUGCCGAGCGAUGCAGAGACGGGUGGGAGUUGCCAAAAGGCCCGUUUAAUUUCUCGCCCCGGGAAUUGAAAUGCUGUGUCCGAGACAACGACCCCGAAGAUGAGCAGGGACAAAAGUCCGAUGAUGGCCAACACAAUGUUGACGUUAUCAGCCAUGAUAACAUCGUCGUACGCGGAAGCAGCGACAUCAUAAGUGAACGUGGCGACGAGGAGGACUCCCAGUACACCCCUAGCAGCCCUAUCGACGACGACUUGCCAUUAGAGACAAGCAGCUAUGCAUCCGAUAUGUUGGAUACAGGGGACGCCUUCACAGUCCAAGAAGUCUUGCCAGAAUCGGUGGAAAUUCCAACCUCUGGUACGACCAACCCAGAAGGCUCUUCUGCGGACGAUGCGUCAAGUCCCCUUUUUUCACAGAAACUGAACCAGAGUCAGGGAGGAGAUAUAAUCGUACCAGAGGCACUUGGCAACUACACUGGGGUGCCGACACUGGAGCAGGCCGGUACGAGCGACGCCACGGAUCAGACCCGAGCCGCGCUCUACAGUGAUGUAAGCGAUACUGGCGAGUCAUCGAUGCAGGAAUUGGACAAAAUACAAAAACAAUUGGACGAUUUCCGAACACGGCACGAGGAACUUCGUCAAGAGGACAUGGCUAUUCGACGAGAAGAGGCGGCCGUGGAAGGAAAGCGCCAGGCGUAUCGAGCGAAGCGGUUGAGGGCCAACACUGUCGUACUGGAGUUUAUUAAGCGCACUCAGAUAGGGCAGUAG
This is a messenger RNA of Sporothrix schenckii 1099-18, 1161 nucleotides long. RefSeq lists its product as uncharacterized. Lineage: Eukaryota; Fungi; Ascomycota; Sordariomycetes; Ophiostomatales; Ophiostomataceae. Bases 1 to 1161 code for a protein of 386 amino acids. The record is from RefSeq and is a predicted model, not a curated record. The transcript has 2 exons.